UGGCCAAUCUCCGUCAGGGGCACAGACGGAAGAGAGAGAAACCGAAAAGACGGAGGAGCUGCUAAGCAAAGGGCUUGUGGCAGGAGGGCUCCGUAUCAUUGAAGAGGCUCGGGAUUCAGAGGCUGCAGUGUUACAAGGAAUGGACGUUGGAGCUGAAGUGCUGAGUAAUCUAGGGAGGUUGUACGAAACCCAGAAAGAGACCUGGGUUCAAGCAUUACAGGCAAUUGAGAGGCCCAAGCCUGUGUCGGCAUACGAGAGUUGUGGCUUCGCCUUGGAACACGCGACGAUUCAAACGGAACUGGAGGGGCACACUGGUGAAAGGUAUCAGAACUUGCACACUAAAGAUUUCCAGGGCCUCGUUGGAGCCAAGAGGAGGAGGAAAGGACACAUCGGAGAGACGAGCAAAAGAGUGCUGGAGAAUGUUUUCCGUGUGAAACAGUUCCCGAAUUCAAGAGAAAGAGAACGUAUUGCACUACGAUGUGGACUGAGCACUCAGCAAGUCAGAGUGUGGUUUACCAAUAAGCGAGCUAGAAGUAAGAACAAAACCUAG
This is a messenger RNA of Ogataea philodendri, 550 nucleotides long. RefSeq lists its product as uncharacterized. Lineage: Eukaryota; Fungi; Ascomycota; Pichiomycetes; Pichiales; Pichiaceae. The annotation marks the transcript as partial. The transcript has a single exon. Gene Ontology annotation, biological process: regulation of DNA-templated transcription. Gene Ontology annotation, molecular function: DNA-binding transcription factor activity, RNA polymerase II-specific; DNA binding. The record is from RefSeq and is a predicted model, not a curated record.